Penicillium lagena is the source of this 1368-nucleotide messenger RNA. RefSeq lists its product as uncharacterized. The record is from RefSeq and is a predicted model, not a curated record. The transcript is spliced from 4 exons. NCBI's taxonomy places the organism in Eukaryota, Fungi, Ascomycota, Eurotiomycetes, Eurotiales, Aspergillaceae. The coding region runs from base 1 to 1368 and encodes 455 amino acids.
AUGGAAUCGACCCAGAAGAUCGGAUCCCGCGAUGCGCGGUUGAAGAGCAGGGGUUGUCUUUCGUGUAUUCGGAUGAAAGUCAAGGCUAUGCGACGAAACGAAGCCACACUGCCAGAGAUGCCAGAAUUCCCGCAGAUCACCGUGUAUACGAGCCCUGUUCCCGUCUCAAUGCCCACUGAUUGGAUUCAAUGUGCGGUCUCCUACUAUUUUCAUAACUACGUAUUGACGCGAACCAACGGCUUUCCCGGAUACUACGACUUUCUUCCGCGGUUUUAUGAAUCGAAUGUCGAAGCAGGAUACUUUCGGAACUCAGUCGAAGCAGUAGCACUAGCAAGCUUCGCCCAAGUCAAGAAAAUGAGUCCUACCUAUUUCCGCAAAUCCCGUCAAUCUUAUGGACUAGCCCUUACGCAACUCGGAUUUGUGUUAAACAAUGCUACUGAGGCAUAUUCCCCGGCCUCUCUGGCAGCGGUGGCCUUGCUGUGGAUGUACGAUGUCAUUAUGGGUGAAGACAAGCUAGAGUCCAGAAGCCCGCACCGCCAAGGCCUACUAGAAAUCCUGCGAACACGUCUCUCUUUGAAUGCUUAUGGUGAGAAAUGGAUCAACCGUCCCAUCCUGGCGACAAUACACAUGCAGAACAUUGACAAAUCAACGUCCUCUGCCGGCGCGACGCUAGCUGUGGUUCCAUCGCCACCCUUUCACCGAGGAGUCUCUCUCUUAGAAGAGUUGCUUCCGCGGGUGGCUAAGGUCAGCACAGCGAACGCCACACUGAUACAAAGAACUCCUAAUCAAGCGGAAGCUAGGGUGGGUCUUGGACACCUGCAGCAUCUUUUUGAAGAUUUGGAAACUUGGGAGAGAUCCCUACCCGAAGAAUGGUUAUACAAGAUAUACCCUAAUCCGAUAUCAACCGACAGAAGCCCAUUCCCCUCAGAAGUUGUGGUCUUCCCUACUCUGUCCAUAGGUGGAAUGUGGACGGCCAAGUGGCUCGCACAGUUGUCCGUUCUUCGUAACAUGGUACUGCUUGCGCCUAUUGCACUCAAGAUUGGCGUUCCAUGCCCGCCACUGGCUGAGUUCCGGAAGCAGAUAAAAUCUAUAGCCGCACUUCUUUGCUCUAGCAUUCCCUAUCUGCUUGGACAUAUCGCUGAAGAUGGGAAGGCGAAAGGUACUGGGAAUACACCGGCAAUUGGGGCCUUCUUCGCAAUACGGUCGCUGUUUGUUACGGCUCAGCUGCCCGGGCUGCCUGACGAACAGAUGAACUGGAUAUUGGAUCGACUGGGGGAAAUUGGUCGGGAAAAGGGGAUACGCCGGGCACUUAUUCUCCGAGAGUCAAUUUCAGGACGCAGACUAGCCAAUCUUAGGCAAGCUCCCUGA